Messenger RNA from Synchiropus splendidus (mandarinfish), 3250 nucleotides. Its product is annotated as TPA-induced transmembrane protein homolog. The record is from RefSeq and is a predicted model, not a curated record. NCBI's taxonomy places the organism in Eukaryota, Metazoa, Chordata, Actinopteri, Syngnathiformes, Callionymidae. The transcript is spliced from 4 exons. The coding region runs from base 1280 to 1951 and encodes 223 amino acids.
ACACGCCUCAGCUCGCUGCGGGUCGCGCCGUGACUUGGCCCUGCGCAGGAGGUCGGAGGUCGGCUUCAGGCUAGCGCCGCCGCGAGCUAGUCAGAGUCUCCGCCCACUUCAGCCCAGCGACUUCCUGAAGGGACUCUCUCCUAAAGUGACUCACUCUUGAAGUGACUCGCUCUUGAAGGGACUCGCUCCUGAAGUGACUCACUCCUGAAGUGACUCGGUCCUAAAGUGACUCGCUCCUGAAGUGACUCGCUCCUAAAGUGACUCGCUCCUGAAGUGACUCGCUCCUAAAGUGACUCGCUCCUGAAGUGACUCGCUCCUAAAGUGACUCGCUCUUGAAGUGACUCGCUCUUGAAGUGACUCGCUCUUGAAGGGACUCGCUCCUGAAGUGACUCACUCCUGAAGUGACUCUCUCCUGAAGUGACUCGGUCCUAAAGUGACUCGCUCCUAAAGUGACUCGCUCCUGAAGUGACUCGCUCCUAAAGUGACUCGCUCCUGAAGUGACUCGCUCCUAAAGUGACUCGCUCUUGAAGGGACUCUCUCCUGUGAGGCACUGUUAAUCUGGUGAAUGUCAGCUGAUAAUCCUCAAAUAUUAGAGUGCGUCAAUAUUGGCGCCGCCACGUUGCUCCUCAUCUGUGGUCCCACAGGGAGGCCAUUGUCCCGGCCAACGUUUGUCAACACUGUGAGUGUGUGUGUGUGUGUGUGUGUCAGGUGAGCUGGAGUGGGACCUGGAGGCUUCACUGCUUCAUGACUCGUGGAUUGUGUUGUUGCUCUCCACACACAGGUCACUCCACCGGUGACCUGUGUGUGGAGCUGUGCCUCAUGUGACCCGUAAAUCAAGGUGACUUUGUCGCAGGCCGUCUGUGUGGAUCCGUUGUCAUGUGGUGACCUCGUGUAGAGUGUGGUGACUUCAUGUCAUGUGGUGACCUCAUGUCCAGUGUCAUCACCUUGUGUUAUGACCUCAUGUCAUGUGGUGACCUCAUGUCCAGUGUCAUCACCUUGUGUUAUGACCUCAUGUCAUGUGGUGACCUCAUGUCCAGUGUCAUCACCUUGUGUUAUGACCUCAUGUCAUGUGGUGACCUCAUGUCCAGUGUCAUCACCUUGUGUUAUGACCUCAUGUCAUGUGGUGACCUCAUGUCCAGUGUCAUCACCUUGUGUUAUGACCUCAUGUCAUGUGGUGACCUCGUGUAGAGUGCUGUGACCUCCCGUGCCGUGACUUGGUGUCGUGACCUGGUGUGGUGUCGUGACCUGGUGUGGUGUCGUGACCUGGUGUCGUGACCUCAUGUCGAGUGCUGUGACCUCCCGUGUCGUGACCUGGUGUGGUGCCGUGACCUGGUGUGGUGUCGUGACCUGGUGUGGACGUUGGUGUCAUGAGUGUGGAAAGACUGACGUCUGCUCUCUCCGGUCCCUGGAUGUGACAUGGCUGCUCCGACGGCGUCGCCAGGGGAGCAAGGUGUGUCGGGUCAAGGAGGAGCUGAAUGAAGUGGUUUUCUGGAAGUUCCGCAUGUGGAUGAUCCUCAUCUUCAUCCUGCUGCUCAUCGUGGCCGUCGUCCUCAUCUCGCUGGUCUUGUGCUCACUGGUGUACCGGGACAAGGACGAGGGGUUCGACGCCUCCGCCUUCAACGUCUCGCGCCUGUUCAACGGAAGCUUCCGGAUGGAGAGUCCCGCCGCCAACCAGAGCCGAGCGCUGAGGCCCAGGCUGCAGGAGCAGCUGGAGGCGCUGUACAAGUCCUCGCCUGCUCUGGGACGCUACUUCUCCUCGGCGGAGGUGGCCCCCCUCAGGGAGGACCCGGCGGUGGCAGAGUUCCGACUCAAGUUCCUGAUGCCGGAGGCUCAGCAGGCUCAGCUGAGGAGGUUCACCCUGAGCCGGGAGAUGAUCUACAACGUCCUCAGGCAGUUCCUGUGGGAGCAGCCCGGCCUGCAGGUGGAGCCCUCCUCCCUCAGGCUGUCGUGAGACGCGCCUCUGUGGCGUGUACUACUGCGGACCGCUUCCCUGUGCUGGACUGGACCAGCGCGCUGCUCACGCCUGCCUGCUGGUGGCACCGCCGCCGCCGCCGCCGCCGCCUCCAUCUGUUGCCCCUCAUGAAACACUGAGAUCUUUUCAAUAAAUGAAACACCAACAUGACAAGUUGAAAACUACAACAACAAUACUGUGCCGUCCCGGGUUAAUGCUCCUGUUCCUUCAAGCGUUCAGGUGAGGCAGGCGAGUGAGGCAGCGGCUGAGACAGACUUCUGGGGUUUGUUCUGGGCUUGUUGAGGAGAGCCAGGAGCUGCGCUGCUUUCUACCACCAGACCACUACAGUACACCGUGUUUGGGUGAAAUAAAAAGAAGAAACUAAACUGCGGAGCGGCUGUUGUCUCCGACCAGCAGGCGCUACAACACGCCGUUCAAAUGUAUUGACUGUGCUGCGAGAAGACGAGGACGAGCAACACCACGGACUGUCUGGCCUCAUAUUUUACAACUCCAACUCAGUGAGACCUUCCCUCGGACAAGUCGUCGCACGUCACUUCAAACUGGUAUCGCGAGAUCUCGCAAAACUUCUGUUUGGUCGGGGCUCCGUACCAAACAGUUCAGACAUCAAACUUGUUUUUUCUUUUUUCAAACCAACUCUGGACACUAGAGGGGGCUGCAGUCGGCGUGACGUCACUCCCUGAGGUCGCCGCGCCUGAGUUGGCGUUGGACCCGGGACACGCCUCGCUCGGCGUGUCCAGCCACGUCUGCCUGCUGUGACGUAACGCUUCGCCGGCGCUAAUCUUCUUACCGCCAGAUUUAGCCCGCUGAGCUCUGAUAGCCAGGUUCCUGGAGGCAGCGUCUCGGUCAGUGGGCGGGUCAGAGGUCACCGGAACAUGAUCGUGCGCACCUCCUCUCUCAUGACGCUUUCCGCACACGCGACGUGGAACCACCCAGAAAACUGGGAGCCGCCGGUGACCCACCCCGGGUCAGCCCCAAGACUCGCCUGAUGGUCAGGGUCUGGCUCGCGGGCCGAACAUGAGACAGGAGGGUGGAGGCCACGUCUCUGUGGGACUCCUGAGGGAGGACGGACCCGUCAGCCGAGGCCUUCCCUCUGAAGCAGCCCACAACACGGUGGUCCUCACAGAGGCGUGAAGCUCCACGCCUCUGUGGAGGUGGUGGAGGUGGAGGCCCUAAUCAACCAGGAGCCAGAGGCGUGAGGUGACGGGCGGGAGUCCUGUCGUCUGCACUGGAGAGGGUGAGGUGAAGAGCUGCUGGCUUCACUGUGUGCUGGGACGCAGC